Molecule: messenger RNA, 848 nt
Organism: Lecanosticta acicola
Lineage: Eukaryota; Fungi; Ascomycota; Dothideomycetes; Mycosphaerellales; Mycosphaerellaceae
Source: the annotation of a GenBank genome assembly
AUGGGGUCAACAAAACAUUGCAUACGCUCUUCACGAGCAAUAUACAAUGCGUUUUCGAAACCGAGCGUUUGCGACGUAACGCUGCCAUCCUUCCUCGUCCCAGCAUUCGCGCCCAAGCCGCAGCGACAAACAUCCCAAUUCUCCACGUCCACACGAUGCGCAUCCAAGAUCGGCCGCGCGCCCCUCUCACUACCGCCCGAGGUCACAUUUCAAAUACUUCAGCCGCCGAAGCCGAAGGUCGCCAAGCGGAUGAGCAGAACACAGGCUGGGUCGGUGGUGAACAUCAAGGGACCGCUGGGAGAGAUGAGCAUAGACAUACCUCCUUACAUCAACAUAGAAAGCACAGGCGAGUCCAGAAUGUAUACGCUUUCUAUAUUGGAUCAGGAGGAUGAGAAGCAGAAAGCUAUGUGGGGUGAGCCAUAUCGAUCGAUGGCCUCGGUGAGCUAGCCAAGUACUGAUGCCUCCGUGAUAUAGGAACGAUACGCGCAUACCUUCAGAACCUCAUUCUUGGCGUAUCAGAAGGUCAUGCGGCUAUUCUUAGACUUGUCGGAGUCGGGUAUCGUGCUUCCAUCGAAGACACGGCUACCACCGUAUCGCCGGAAUACCCCGGACAGAAGUUUGUGUCUCUGAAAGUCGGAUACUCACAUCCUAUUGAACUUGGUGUCCCGAAAGGCGUCAAAGCAAGUACACCACAGCCGACGAGAAUACUGCUGGAGGGGAUGGAGAAAGUAGUGGUGAAGCAGUUUGCUGCAGAAAUAAGAGCUUGGAGAGUACCUGAGCCGUACAAGGGCAAGGGCAUCUUUGUGAAUGAUGAGACCAUCAAGUUGAAGGCGAAGAAGAUCAAGUAG